Messenger RNA from Pistacia vera, 981 nucleotides. Its product is annotated as cyclic nucleotide-gated ion channel 1-like. Bases 1 to 981 code for a protein of 326 amino acids. Lineage: Eukaryota; Viridiplantae; Streptophyta; Magnoliopsida; Sapindales; Anacardiaceae. The transcript is spliced from 4 exons. The record is from RefSeq and is a predicted model, not a curated record.
AUGGCGAGAAACCAAAGUUGUUUUGGUCAAAACCUCCGGACAAGUUCUUAUGUCUGGGAAAACUUCUUUGGAAUUUUCAUUACCCUCUCUGGGUUGGUGUUCUUUAUAUAUCUCAUUGGAAAUGUGCAGAUAUACCUACAGUCCAAAAGUGCAAAAUCAGAAGAGAUGAGAUUAAAGGGACAAGAGAUAGAGCAGUGGAUGGGUUUUAGAAAGCUGUCAAACAAUCUUCAACAGAAGGUUAGGAAAUAUCGACAAUAUGUAUGGCGAGAAACCAAAGGUGUUGACGUAGAAAAUUUGGUUAAAAAUCUUCCCAAGGACCUUAGAAAUAGAGUAAAGAGUGAACUCGGCUUAGAAUUACUGUUGAAAGUACCACUGUUUCAAAACAUGAAUGAACCACUUUUGAAUGAAUUGUGCGACCGACUCAAGCCGAUGCUGUACACAGAGGAUAGUUACUUUGUUCGGGAGGGUCACCCAGUUGAUGAGAUGUUGUUUGUCAUGCAAGGCAAGCUAUCAAGCGUGGCAACUGAUGGUGGAAGAGCACGUUUCUAUAACGCUUACUAUGUUAGGGAUGGAGACUACUUUGGAGAAGUACUUAUCUCGUGGGCACUGAAUCUUCAGUCCUCGAACGACCUCCCCUUCUCAACUAGAACUGUUAGAGCCCUAACUGAAGUGGAAGCCUUUGUUCUAACGGCCGCUGACUUGAAGUUUGUAGUCUCUCAAUUUAGGACUACCCGUAAUCAGCAAGAAUAUUUGUAUAGCUACUACACCGGUUGGAGGAGAUCUAGCGCAGCUCGUUUAAUACAGCACGCUUGGCGCGGAUAUAAGAAAAAGAUGCUUGAAGAAUCUCUGCUGCGCGCAGAAGAUAUUAUGUUGCAAGAUGAAUGGUUUAAGCCUAGCGGGAAUUCGUCAGGCUUACACACCAGCACGUCUGUUGAAUCCCUAUUCUGGGAUUUGGAUCCUCAUUCAUCUAAUUUUGCUUAA